GAGGUGGAGCGCAACCUGCAGGACGCCAUGCAGGUGUGUCGCAACGUCCUCAUCGACCCGCAGCUGGUGCCGGGCGGGGGAGCGACCGAGAUGGCCGUGGCCCACGCGCUGACGGAGAAAUCCAAGGGCAUGACGGGCGUGGAGCAGUGGCCCUACCGCGCCGUCGCCCAGGCUCUGGAGGUCAUUCCCCGCACCCUCAUCCAAAACUGCGGCGCCAGCACCAUCCGCGUCCUCACCUCGCUCAGGGCAAAACACACCCAGGAAGGCAGCCAGACGUGGGGGGUGAACGGUGAGACCGGAGCCUUGGUCGACAUGAAGGACCUGGGGAUCUGGGAGCCUUUGGCCGUCAAACUGCAGACCUACAAAACCGCGGUGGAGGUNNNCGUUCUCCUCCUCCGCAUCGAUGACAUCGUUUCGGGCCAUAAAAAGAAGGGCGACGAUCAAAGCAAGCAGCCUGCCGCACCGGAGGCGGCCCAGGAAUAA
This is a messenger RNA of Leptosomus discolor (cuckoo roller), 483 nucleotides long. The record is from RefSeq and is a predicted model, not a curated record. Lineage: Eukaryota; Metazoa; Chordata; Aves; Leptosomiformes; Leptosomidae.